GAACGUAACUCAGACUUGAAAAAACUACUCGUACACUCUCUGUCUAGCACAGCCAUAUUUUCAAGGGUUUUGGUUUUCGUUGUUUGUUGUAGCUUGCGUACAUACAUAGUUGUUGCCGUUUUGUGAGCGAAUUCCCAUGGCCAAGUUGUCUUCAUCGUCGAACUCAGAAAAUUCUCGCGAGCUUCUGUGCGUGGGAACAUUAGAAAUCGCUACUCCAAAGCCCGUUGGGUUCCUAUGCGGUUCAAUCCCUGUUCCCACCGAUAAAUCAUUCCAUGCUUUCCAUUCCGCUCUUCUCCCUACCCCGCAAACAGUGAAUGCUCCGCGUUAUCGGUAUCGUAUGCUGCCAACUGAAACUGAUCUGAAUAGGCCUCCGCUUCUUGCGAAUUUCCCAGAAAAGGUUCUUCCUGUUGGUGCUGUGCAGUCCAAGACAACUGGAGGAGGAGAUUUUCCUUGGGAAGGCACUGCUGUUGCAUCAAGUUUUACUAGAAAAUGUGAGGCCCUUGCAGUGUCUGGCUUGGUUGAUUAUGGAGAUGAGAUUGAUGUAAUUGCUCCGGCAGACAUUUUGAAGCAGAUAUUUAAAAUGCCAUAUUCCAAGGCUCGACUUUCAGUUGCUGUUCAUCGCAUUGGUCAUACUCUUGUUUUAAACACUGGGCCAGAUGUUGAAGAGGGAGAAAAGUUGAUCAGGAGGCAUAACAAUCAAUCAAAAUGUGCCGAUCAAUCUUUAUUCUUAAAUUUUGCUAUGCAUUCCGUCAGAAUGGAAGCCUGUGAUUGUCCACCAACUCAUCAUGUUCCAUCAGAAGAGCAAUCAAAUUCUUCAGUUCUUCCUGGAGGAAAAACACCCCAUAUUGUGGUACAGAAUGAUGAUGUUGUUCAAGCUGAAGAAUACAAUUGCUGUUCUGAUUACUCACAGGUUGAGCAGGACAGCUUCUUUUGGGGAAGUAAAAAGAAUAGGAGAAAUAAUAACCAUAGUCCAGUCAAAAAGGUGUCACAAGUUGGCGAAAAACCCAGAUCAUCAAUGCAAGAGUCUGAAAAACCAAGAAAAGUUGGUAAUGAUAGCUUUUUGAGGGUUUUGUUCUGGCAGUUUCAUAAUUUUCGCAUGCUCCUGGGAAGUGACUUACUUUUAUUCAGUAAUGAAAAGUAUGUUGCCGUGAGCUUGCAUUUAUGGGAUGUCACUCGACAGGUCACACCUUUGACAUGGCUUGAAGCUUGGCUUGACAAUGUCAUGGCAAGUGUGCCUGAGUUGGCCAUAUGCUAUCAUCACAAUGGUGUUGUCCAGGGGUAUGAGCUUUUGAAAACUGAUGAUAUUUUUCUGCUGAAAGGGAUAUCAGAGGAUGGUACACCUGCAUUUCAUCCUUAUGUCGUGCAGCAAAAUGGUCUGUCUGUUUUGAGGUUCCUUCAGGAUAAUUGCAAACAGGAUCCUGGGGCUUAUUGGCUUUAUAAAGGUGCUGGUGAAGAUGAUAUACAACUUUUUGAUCUCUCUGUUAUUCCGAAAAACUGUUCAUCUAACAAUUGUGAUGAUGCUUCAAGCUCCUUGCCAUCAUUAAUCAGUAGGGGUAGAAGUGAUGCAGUGUAUUCAUUGGGAACUCUCCUCUACCGAAUUGCUCACCGGCUUUCCCUAUCAAUGGCUGCUAAAAAUAGGGCUAGGUGUGUGAGAUUCUUUAGAAAGUGUUUGGAAUUUCUUGAUGACUCGGACCAUCUGGCAGUACGAGCAGUUGCACAUGAACAAUUUGCGAGGCUGAUUUUAAAUUACGAUGAUGAGUUGAAUUUAACUUCUGAAUCGCUGGCUGUAGAAUGUGAAAUAACAGUUACUGAAGCCAAUGAGUCAUCUUGGGAUGCUGAAAACAGUAAUUCUGAAUCAGUUGCCCAUGAAGUAUUUUAUUUACUUGCUGAUGAUGACAAAUCAGAUGAACAUGGAAAAAUAAUUGAGCAUGUAGAAUCAGAAACUCCUGCAAAGAUGAUUUCUGAGGCACACAAGCCCGCCCCCAGGGAGAUGCUAGCAGUCAGUGACACAGAAUUGAGCAACCAAGGGGGGGCUGUACCAAGCUUGUCUCCUGAUGUCAGCUCUUUGGUGUGUGAAGCAAGUCCAGUUUCCACACCUGUGGUUCAGACUGUUGCUGAUCCAAUUUCAUCAAAGUUGGCUGCUGUACAUCAUGUUUCACAGGCCAUCAAGUCUCUGAGAUGGAUGCGACAGCUUCAGAGCUCUGAACCAGAGAUGAUGGAUCAAUUCAAUAAAAAUCAUGAUCGGCCAUCAUCAUCUUUUAAUGUUUCUGUUUGUGCAUGUGGGGAUGCUGACUGUAUUGAAGUUUGUGAUAUUAGAGAAUGGCUUCCAACAUCUAAGUUGGAUAAUAAGUUGUGGAAGCUCGUUCUUUUGCUUGGAGAAUCUUAUUUGGCACUUUCAGAAGCUUAUAUGGAGGAUGGCCAACUGCGUCAAGCUUUAAAGGUUAUACAAUUAGCAUGUUCUGUUUAUGGAUCAAUGCCUCCACAUCUUGAAGACACAAAGUUUAUUUCUUCGAUGGGUAGUUGCUUGUCCUUACAAAGAAAACACUUUGAUAUGAAUGAAAAUACUACAUGGCCAGGUGAUGUAAAAGAUGAGACUGUUAGUGGCUAUAUUGAGAGGAAGUCUUCUACUUACCUUUUCUGGGCCAAGGCAUGGGCAUUAGUUGGAGAUGUUUAUAUUGAGUUCCACAGGAUUAAGGGUAAAGAUGUCUGUAUACAAGAUCUGAGAAAACCUGCAACCAGAGAAUUGAGAAUGUCAUCUGAGGUUGUGAAGGAAGUUAAAAGGCUGAAGAAGAAGUUGGUGCAGUUGAACCAGAACUGCAGUUCAUGUUCCUUGGCAAAUUGCAGUUGCCAGAGCGACAGAGCUAGCAGUGGGAACAGUGCAAGUAGUAGUAGUAGUAGUCCAGAUGUGAGCUUCAUGACUUAUAGUAGAAAGCAUAGUAAACGAUUGUCUGCUAAAAAUGCCAAUUACUUGCCUCCAAAAGACCCAGGAGAUGAAUUCAUUCAUAACAAGGAGAACAGAAAAGAUUUUGACAGCGAAUAUCCUGAGCACAGUAAUUGUGGUGGAGAUGUGCCAGAUAGCCUUGAAAAUAGUAGGAUCGAAGUUGAAUCCUCGGUGAACUCUAGAACACUUGAUGGAUCUUCAGAGAUGGACAAUUUGUGUUCGAGUGUUGUCUCUCAAACUGAAUUUAAUUCAAAGGAAACAGGUAAAGAAAAAAAUGGUGGGAUAUUUGAGUACCUAGAUGGACCUCUAGUUGGAGAUGUAGAGCACAAUUUAUUAGCUGCUUUAAAAUGCUACGAAGAAGCUAGAAAAGUAUUGCUUAAACUUCCAUCUGGUUUGUCUGAGUUACAGUCUGUGGUUAAAAAGAUAGGGUGGGUUUGCAAUGAAUUGGGCCGAAUCAGACUUGAAAAUAAAGAUUUGAAUAAGGCUGAACUGGCAUUUACAGAUGCCAUAGAUGCAUUCAGAGAAGUUUCGGAUCACACCAACAUAAUAUUGAUAAACUGUAAUUUGGGCCACGGCAGACGGGCUUUGGCUGAGGAGAUGGUAUCUAAAAUUGAGAAUCUUAAACUACACAAUAUCUUCCAUAAUGCAUACAAUCAUGCAUUGGAAACUGCAAAAUUAGAAUAUAAAGAAUCCCUUAGAUAUUAUGGGGCAGCAAGGUUAGAACUAAAUGCCAUCAAUGAGGAUGCUGAUUCUGUGACAAGCAGCUUGAAGAAUGAGGUACAUACUCAGUUUGCUCAUACCUAUCUGCGGCUUGGCAUGCUUUUGGCAAGAGAAAAUAGCACUGCAGAAGUUUAUGAAAUUGGAUCAUUGGAAGAUACAUGUGUAAGUCACACAAAUCCCCAGAAUAGAAAAGCCAGGAAAGAUUGGAGAAAGCAUGAGAUUUCAGCUAAUGAGGCCAUUAGGGAAGCAUUCUCAGUCUAUGAGUCGCUGGGUGAACUACGCAAACAGGAGGCUGCAUAUGCUUGCUUCCAGUUGGCUUGCUAUCAGAGAGAUUGUUGUUUGAAAUUUAUGAAUUCUGGCAAUAAGAAAAGCGUUUUGUCAAAAGCUGAAAAUAGCAUUGUGCAACGAGUCAAGCAGUAUGCAUCUCUGGCAGAGAGGAACUGGCAAAAAGCCAUGGACUUCUAUGGCCCCAAAACACAUCCGAACAUGUAUUUGACUAUUCUCAUGGAGAGAUCAGCUCUUGCAUUAAGCCUUUCAAGCCAUUUACACUCGAAUGUGGUGCUGGAAUCAGCUUUGGCUCAUAUGCUCGAAGGACGCCAUGUUUCAGAUACAAAUGCUGACACUUUCAGCACUAGGUAUCCUGAAUUACACGCAAAAUAUUGGAGUCAGUUGCAGAUGCUUUUGAAGAAAAUGUUGGCCAUGACACUUUCACCAAGUGCAAACAAAUCUCCCUGUCAACCAUCUUCAACAUCUAGCAGAUUUGGAGAUGGUGGAAAGAUCAGGGAACUCUACAAGAUGUCCCUGAAGGGUACUGACAUGGUCCAACUGGAUACCAUGUACAGCUUGUGGAUAUCAUGAUAGGAAAUUCAUCAAGACAUUCUUCUCACGUUUACAUCAGAUCUAAGUAAAUUGUUUGCCACCCCUUUCUGAUUAUCUUUUUGGAAGAUAGAUUGCUUUGUUGAUAUCCUCCAGCUCUUGUAUAUUAAGUC
Gastrolobium bilobum is the source of this 4650-nucleotide messenger RNA. RefSeq lists its product as uncharacterized. Gene Ontology annotation, biological process: positive regulation of DNA-templated transcription. The record is from RefSeq and is a predicted model, not a curated record. The transcript has 9 exons. Lineage: Eukaryota; Viridiplantae; Streptophyta; Magnoliopsida; Fabales; Fabaceae. The coding region runs from base 137 to 4519 and encodes 1460 amino acids.